Molecule: messenger RNA, 6486 nt
Organism: Pipra filicauda (Wire-tailed manakin)
Lineage: Eukaryota; Metazoa; Chordata; Aves; Passeriformes; Pipridae
Gene: RELN
Product: reelin
Exons: 40
Coding region: 304-6471 (2055 amino acids)
Biological process (GO): central nervous system development; neuron migration
Molecular function (GO): lipoprotein particle receptor binding
Source: RefSeq, a predicted model, not a curated record
CACCCCGACACCGGGGGAAAUAAAUUAUUCCCAGCCCUCGCACUCCCAGCUCCGUGCCCCACACCCCGGCAGCGGCAGGCGGGGACGGCGCAAGCCUUCGUCGGGCGCGGAGGGGCCGCCCCUGCCCGAUCCGCUCCGCGCUCCGAGCCCCGCGCCCGCCUCCCCUCGAAGUCCCGCGGGCCGCGGCGGGGGGCAGCGCCCGCCCCGUCCCGUCCGUCCCGCCCCGUCCCGCGCGGCGCGGAGCGGAGCGAAGCGCCGGCCCCGCCGUGCCCUGGAUGCCCCAGCGGCGCCGGCGGCAGCAGCAUGGAGCGGCGGCGGGGCGUCCCCGGGGGCUGGCCCUGCCUGCUGGCCGCCCUGGGUGCCCUGCUGGCGGCGGGCCGGGCGGCUGCCCCCCGUGCCCGCUUCUCGCCCUUCUUCUUCCUCUGCACCCACCACGGCGAGCUGGAGGGCGACGGCGAGCAGGGCGAGGUGCUCAUCGCCCUCCACAUCGCGGGCAACCCCGCCGCCUACGUGCCCGGCCAGGAGUACCAGGUGACUAUUUCAACAAGUACCUUCUUUGAUGGCUUGCUGGUGACUGGGCUCUACACAUCAACCAGUGUUCAGGCUUCCCAGAGUGUUGGUGGUUCCAGUGCUUUUGGAUUUGGAAUUAUGUCUGACCACCAGUUUGGAAACCAGUUUAUGUGCAGUGUGGUUGCAUCCCACGUGAGCCAUCUCCCGACUACAAACCUCAGUUUUGUUUGGAUUGCUCCGCCUGCAGGGACGGGCUGUGUCAACUUCAUGGCUACAGCUACUCAUAGGGGCCAAGUUAUAUUCAAGGAUGCCUUAGCACAACAGCUGUGUGAACAGGGAGCUCCGACAGAAGCUCCCUUACAUCCACACCUAGCUGAACUGCACAGUGACAGCAUUAUCUUACGAGAUGACUUUGACUCUGACCAUGAGCAAGAAUUGAAUCCUACCAUGUGGUCUGAGUGCAGUAACUGUGAGGUUGGAGAGCACUGCGGGGUGAUAAUGCACGGCAACGCUGUCACUUUCUGCGAGCCAUAUGGUCCCAGAGAACUGACCACCACUGGCCUUAACACAACUACUGCAUCCGUCCUUCAGUUUUCCCUUGGAUCGGGUUCCUGUCGAUUUAGUUACUCAGAUCCCAGCAUCACCGUGUCCUACAGUAAGAACAGUUCUGCAGAUUGGACUCAGCUGGAGAAAAUUAGUGCCCCUUCCAACAUCAGCACAAUCAUCCACAUCUUGUACCUUCCUGAAGAUGCUAAAGGGGAGAACAUCCAUUUUCAGUGGAAACAGGAUUAUGUUCAUGCUGGUGAUGUGUAUGAAGCCUGUUGGGCAUUGGACAACAUCCUGAUCAUAAAUGCUGCUCACAGAAAAGUUGUGUUAGAAGAUAAUCUGGACCCUGUGGAUACUGGCAACUGGCUUUUCUUUCCUGGGGCCACAGUUAAGCAUAGCUGCCAGUCAGAUGGGAACUCCAUCUACUUCCAUGGGACAGAAGGUAGCGAGUUCAAUUUUGCCACAACCCGAGAUGUGGACCUCUCCAUGGAGGAUGCCCAGGAGCAGUGGACAGAAGAGUUUGAGAGCCAGCCUAAAGGGUGGGACAUAUUUGGAGCCGUCAUUGGUACUGAAUGUGGGACACUGGAAUCUGGCUCAGCUAUGGUAUUCCUCAGAGAUGGAGAAAGAAAAAUAUGUACUCCAUAUAUGGACACUACAGGUUAUGGGAACUUGAGAUUUUAUUUCAGUAUGGGAGGAACUUGUGAUUCUGGAGAAUCCCAUGAAAAUGAUGUCAUGCUUUAUGCCAAGAUUGAAGGCAGGAGGGAACACAUACCUCUUGAUACCCUGACCUAUGCUGCUUACAAGGUUCCAUCUUUGGUUUCUGUUGUCAUUAGUCCGGACCUUCAGACUCCUGCAACCAAGUUUUGCCUGAAGCAAAAGAGUCACCAAGGCCACAACAGGAAUGUGUGGGCUGUGGAUUACUUCCACGUCCUUCCGGUGCUCCCUUCCACAGUGACUCACAUGAUCCAAUUUUCUAUCAAUUUGGGUUGUGGAACUUAUCAACCUGGUAACAGCGUCAGCUUGGAGUUUUCAACCAACCAUGGUCGCUCCUGGUCCCUGCUCCACACCGAGUGUUUGCCUGAGAUAUGUGCUGGGCCUCACCUCCCCCACAGCACCAUCUAUGCCUCUGAAAAUUACAGCGGGUGGAACCGAAUAACUAUUCCCCUUCCCAAUGCUGCAUUAACAAGUGACACCAGGAUUCGAUGGAGACAAACAGGACCAAUCCUCGGAAAUAUGUGGGCAAUCGAUAAUAUUUAUAUUGGUCCAUCUUGCCUUAAAUUCUGCUCAGGUCGAGGACAGUGCACUAGGAAUGGCUGCAAGUGUGACCCCGGCUUUUCUGGGCCAGCGUGUGAGAUGGCGUCGCAGACCUUUCCUAUGUUCAUCUCAGAGAGCUUCACCAGCUCCCGCCUCUCCUCCUACCACAGUUUUUACUCCAUCCGAGGGGCUGAGGUCAGCUUUGGCUGCGGGGUCCUGGCCAGUGGCAAGGCCCUGGUCUUCAACAAGGACGGGAGGCGCCAGCUUAUCACCUCCUUCCUUGACAGCUCCCAGUCCAGGUUCCUACAGUUCACACUACGCCUGGGCAGCAAGUCAGUGCUAAGUACCUGCAAAGCACCCGACCAGCCCGGGGAAGGAGUACUGCUGCACUACUCCUAUGACAACGGGAUUACUUGGAAACUCCUGGAACACUACUCUUAUCUCAACUACCACGAGCCAAGAAUAAUUUCAGUGGAGCUGCCUGAAGAUGCAAGACAGAUCGGCAUUCAGUUCAGAUGGUGGCAACCCUAUCACUCUUCUCAAGGCGAAGACGUGUGGGCAAUCGAUGAAAUUAUCAUGACCUCUGUGCUUUUCAACAGCAUCAGUCUAGACUUCACCAACCUAGUUGAGGUCACACAGUCUCUGGGAUUCUACUUGGGAAAUGUUCAACCUCACUGUGGACACGACUGGACUCUUUGUUUUACAGGAGACUCAAAGUUAGCUUCUAGCAUGCGCUACGUGGAGACCCAGUCUAUGCAGAUUGGAGCUUCGUAUAUGAUACAGUUCAACUUGGUGAUGGGCUGCGGUGAGGCAUUCACUCCUCAUAUGGACAACCAGGUGAAACUGGAGUACUCCACCAACCAUGGCCUCACAUGGCAUCUUGUUCAGGAGGAAUGUCUUCCCAGUAUGCCAAGCUGUCAGGAGUUUACAUCAGCAAGUAUUUACCACUCUAGUGAAUUUACUCAGUGGAGGAGAAUCACUGUUCUUUUACCACAGAAGACUUGGUCCAGUGCCACGCGUUUCCGCUGGAGUCAGUGCUACUACACAGCCCAAGAUGAGUGGGCCUUGGACAACAUCUACAUUGGACAGCAGUGUCCCAACAUGUGCAGCGGGCACGGCUGGUGCGACCACGGUGUUUGCAGGUGUGACUCAGGGUUUCGGGGUACUGAAUGUCAGCCUGAAAAUCCCCUUUCUUCAACCAUCAUGUCUGAUUUUGAGAACCCAGACACCCUGAAGACAGAGUGGCAGGAGAUUAUUGGGGGAGAGAUCGUCAAGCCUGAAGAAGGCUGUGGGGUCAUCUCAUCUGGCUCCUCGCUCUACUUCAACAAGGCUGGAAAAAGACAGUUGGUAAGCUGGGAUUUGGACACAACAUGGGUGGAUUUUGUACAGUUUUACAUCCAAAUAGGAGGAGACAGUUCUUCAUGCAAUAAACCUGACAGCAGAGAAGAAGGUGUGCUGCUGCAGUACAGCAAUAAUGGUGGUAUCAACUGGCAGCUACUAGCAGAAAUGUAUUUCUCUGACUUCAGCAAACCCAGGUUUGUCUAUCUGGAGCUGCCAGCUGCAGCCAAGACACCUUGCACUAGGUUUCGCUGGUGGCAGCCCGUGUUUUCAGGGGAAGGGUAUGAUCAGUGGGCCAUCGAUGACAUCAUCAUCCUGUCAGAGAAGCAGAAGCACAUCAUUCCUGUUGUUAAUCCCACUUUACCACAGAACUUUUAUGAAAAGCCAGCAUUCGAUUACCCUAUGAACCAGAUGAGUGUGUGGUUAAUGCUGGCCAACGAAGGGAUGACCAAAAAUGAAAGUUUCUGCUCUGCCACGCCCUCUGCCAUGCUCUUUGGUAAAUCAGAUGGAGACCGGUUUGCAGUGACUCGAGAUUUAAGUCUGAAGCCUGGAUACGUCCUGCAGUUCAAGCUGAACAUUGGUUGCACCAACCAGUACAGCAGCUCUGCUCCCGUUCUGCUUCAGUACUCACAUGAUGCUGGGCUCUUCUGGUCGCUGGUGAAGGAGGGCUGCUACCCUGCUUCUCCGGGCAUGAAGGGGUGCGAAGGGAGCUCCCGGGAGCUGAGCGAGCCCACCGUGUACCACACGGGAGACUUUGAGGACUGGACAAGGAUUACUAUUGUUAUCCCCAGGUCGCUUGCAGCCAGUAAGACUCGAUUCCGCUGGAUCCAGGAGAGCAGCUCCCACAAGAGCGUGCCUCCUUUCGGCUUAGACGGCGUCUACAUUUCUGAGCCUUGCCCCAACUAUUGCAAUGGCCACGGGGACUGUGUCUCAGGGGUCUGUUUCUGUGACCUGGGCUACACAGCAUCGCAUGGAACGUGUGUGUCUAAUGUGCCUAAUCACAGUGAGAUGUUCGACAGGUUUGAGAGGAAGCUAAGCCCUCUCUGGUACAAGAUAACAGGAGGUCAGGUUGGGACAGGCUGUGGUGUGCUCAGCGAUGGAAAAUCUCUGUACUUCAACGGACCCGGCAAAAGGGAGGCGAGGACUGUUCCCCUGGACACCACAAAUAUCAGACUAGUUCAAUUUUAUGUACAAAUUGGAAGCAAGACUGUUGGUAACUCCUGCAACAGACCAAGAGCUAGGAAUGAAGGGCUUGUUGUUCAAUACACAAAUGACAAUGGGAUCACCUGGCAUUUGCUGAGAGAGCUGGACUUCAUGUCAUACCUGGAACCUCAGAUUAUUUCAAUAGACUUACCUCGGGAGGCCAAAACCCCUGCCACUGCUUUCCGCUGGUGGCAGCCACAACAUGGGAAGCAUUCAGCUCAGUGGGCUUUGGAUGAUGUCCUUAUAGGGAUGAAUGACAGCUCUCAGACUGGCUUCCAGGAUAAAUUCGAUGGAACUGUGGAUUUACAAGCAAGCUGGUACAGAAUACAAGGAGGUCAAGUAGACAUUGACUGCCUGUCUAUGGAUACAGCUCUGAUGUUCAGUGAAAACAUUGGAAAACCUCGUUAUGCUGAGACUUGGGACUUCCAUGUAUCAGCCUCCACUUUCUUGCAGUUUGAGCUGAGCAUGGGUUGCAGCAAGCCAUACAGCAAUUCCCAUAGCAUUCACCUGCAGUAUUCUUUAAACAAUGGGAGAGACUGGCACCUGGUGACAGAGGAGUGUGUCCCUCCAACAAUUGGCUGUCAGCAGUACACUGAGAGCUCCAUCUACACUUCAGAAAGAUUCCAGAACUGGAAGAGAGUUACUGUCUACCUCCCACCCUCAACCAACUCUCCCAGAACACGGUUCAGAUGGAUUCAGUACAACUAUGCUUCUGGUGUGGAUUCUUGGGCUAUCGAUAAUGUGGUCCUGGCUACAGGGUGCCCCUGGAUGUGCUCAGGUCACGGCAUCUGUGAUUCAGGUCAUUGCAUGUGUGACAGAGGCUUUGGAGGUCCAUACUGUGUCCCAGUCCUUCCUUUGCCAUCUGUCCUGAAGGAUGAUUUCAAUGGUAACUUGCAUCCAGACCUUUGGCCUGAAGUCUACGGUGCUGAGAGGGGAAACCUGAAUGGUGAUACCAUCAAGUCUGGAACAGCUCUCAUUUUCAAAGGGGAAGGACUGAGAAUGCUUGUUUCAAGAGAUCUAGAUUGCACUAAUACCGUGUACAUCCAGUUUUCAUUUAAAUUUAUUGCCAAAGGCACCCCCGAGAGGUCUCAUUCCAUCCUGCUGCAAUAUUCUGUCAACGGUGGCAUCACUUGGCACCUGAUAGAUGAGUUUUACUUCACACAGACUACAGAUGUCCUCUUUAUUAACGUUCCUCUGCCCUAUGCAGCCCAAAACAAUGCGACACGGUUCAGGCUCUGGCAACCUUACAACAACGGCAAAAAAGAAGAAAUAUGGAUUAUUGAUGACCUCAUUAUUGAUGGAAAUAACUUAAAGAAUCCCAUUAUCCUUUUGGAUACCUUUGACUUCGGUCCUAAAGAGGACAACUGGUUUUUCUAUCCUGGUGGAAACAUUGGGCUUUAUUGCCCAUAUUCAUCUAAAAGAGCUCCGGAAGAAGAUUCAGCUAUGGUAUUUGUUUCAAAUGAAGUUGGAGAGCACUCCAUUACCACACGGGACCUGAGUGUAAAUGAAAAUACUAUCAUCCAAUUUGAGGUACCCAUCCUCAGAAAGUUAUUUUGCCUUUUGUUUCAUGAGUUCUGCUCUUCCACAUUCUGCUCUGUUGUAUUUGCCCAGCUCUUAUGAUUGCCAAGUAGAGAA